AGUCUCUCAGCAGAGUGAGCAAUCCACACGACCCAACUGCGCUGUUAAAUCAGCACCGUUGGAGUUGGGUUGCUUUGUACCAGAUUAUCUUUGAUUUGCUCUCUCUGCUUUGCCUAAUAUUAAUUUAGGUUAUCGUCGUUUGGGCAAAGCUGCAUUCUGCCGUGUUUGACUACAGUAGUCAGUGCAUGUGCAUUCUGUUAUUUGCAGUUUAUAUCUACCCACACAAGACGUGCCUAAUGCCGAGGAAUGGAUAGAGUGUCUGAUAAAGGUGGAAAGAUGGUCGAAAGUGAUGAACAGUCGGAGAGGGAUAGUAGCGGCGGCGCAGCGAUGGCCGCGCUACACCAAUGCGAACUCAUCCAGAACAUGAUCGAAAUCUCCAUCUCCAGUUUACAAGGGCUCCGGACCAAAUGCGCGGCGUCCAACGAUCUCACCCAGCAAGAAAUACGCACUUUAGAGGUGAAGCUGAUGAAGUACAUCUGCAAGCAGCUGCAGUGCAAGCAGAAGGUUCCGGAGACAGAGAGGCCGCAGGCUCUGGACAGCUACCCCAGACUCGGAGACUGGCUGCGCACCAUCAACCUCAGGCCAGAGCUCAUCGAGGCUGUGCCCGUGAAGCUCUCGUUGGAUGCCCUGCUCCAGAUGCCCGGUGCCCAAGUGCGGGAGACCAUGAGGAGGCUUGGGUCCAGCACGGAGGAGUGUGCCAGGCUGAGUGCCGCCCUGUCCUGCCUCAAGAGCGCCACAGAGUCCGGUGGCGAGCUGAGAGAGGACGGUGGCCCCUGGACGUCGGAGCCCACGCGGCGCGACAGCGGCUCCCUGACGCCCGUUGACCAGCUGCCCGGCCUCGGCCUUGGGGGUCCCCUGCGCCCCCACAGCCCCUCCCCGCUGGCACGGCCGUCCCCCAGCACCCCGUCCACCCCCUUCGCCCCCUUCCCCCACCCGCGGCUGGCGCCCGUGUCCGCCACCGACAUUGCCCACGGCUACGCCGAGAGCCUGACAGACCCCAGCCCGUACUACUCGGCGCGGCCCGGGCGCAUCUACGGGCACACGUCCACGCCGCCCAUCACGCCUCCGUCCAAGCGCCGCCACCGGCUCAAGCCGCCCUGCACGCCGCCGCCGCCCUCGCGGAAGGUGCUCCACCUGCUGCCCAACAUCACGCUGACCCGCAGCAAGAGCCACGAGUCCCAGCUGGGCAACCGCAUCGAGGACACGCCCACCAACAAGUGCGCCAAGAAGAACAAGCUGUUCCUGAACGUGCAGAUCAAUGGGAACGGCUGUGAGGACUCGCCCUCGCGCUCCCCGCUGCUCUCUGCCCGCACGCCCGGCGCCAUGCCCGCCACUGCCCCCUACACGCUGCCCGGCACCCCCACUCUGCUGGAGGAGCACAGCGGCCUCAAGAAUAACAUGACAGUCCACCGAAGCUCUCCUCAGACCGUCAGAAGAGACAUCGGCCUUAAUGUGACACACAGAUUCUCCACUAAAUCCUGGCUCUCCCAGACCUGCCAGGUGUGUCAAAAGAACAUGAUCUUUGGCGUGAAGUGCAAACACUGCAGGUUAAAGUGUCAUAACAAGUGUACGAAGGAGGCUCCGUCCUGUCGCAUCUCCUUCCUUCCAAUUACUAAGAUACGGAGAACGGAGUCAGUACCGUCGGACAUCAACAACCCUGUGGACCGGCCGGCCGAAGCGCCGCAGUUUGGCACCUUACCAAAGGCAAUAACCAAGAAGGACCACCCACCGGUACUGAACCAACUGGACUCCAGUAGUAACCCGUCCUCCACCACCUCGUCCACCCCCUCCUCCCCCGCCCCCUUCCAGCAGAGCAACCCCCCGAGUGCCACCCCGCCGCCCAACCCCUCGCCCAAGGGUCACCGUGACAACCGCUUCCACUUCCCAGCUGCCUGCUACUUUCAGCACAGACAGCAGUUUAUCUUCCCUGACGUGUCCAGCUCGACCACGCUGCAUUCUGAAAGUGGCCUUCCAGACACAGUUAAUGAGAACGAGCCAUGUGCAGAGGAUCUACGGGCCGAGCUGGCUGAGGAUGAGGAUGGAGAGGAGGAAGAGGAAGAGGAAGAGGAGGAGAUUGAGGCCGAGGGGGACGAAGAAGUCGUAGAGGAAGAAGAGGAAGAGGAUGUGGAGGAGGAGGACGAGGAGCAGGCCGAGGAGGAGUACGAGGAGGAGGAAGAGGAGGUCCACAUGGGCUCGGACGGGGAGUGCGAUGGGGACGAGCUGGACGACCUCCCGAGCGCGCGGGGCAGCGGCGGCAGUGGUCACUGGAAGGGCCCCAUCUCCCGCAAGGCCAGCCAGACCAGCGUGUACCUGCAGGAGUGGGACAUCCCAUUCGAGCAGCUGGACCUGGGCGAGCUGAUCGGCAAGGGCCGGUGGGGCCGCGUCCACCGCGGCCGCUGGCACGGAGAGGUGGCCAUCCGUCUUCUGGAGAUUGACGGCAACAACCAGGACCACCUCAAGCUCUUCAAGAAGGAAGUCAUGAACUACCGGCAGACACGCCACGAGAACGUUGUGCUUUUCAUGGGCGCCUGCAUGGCCCCGCCCCACCUGGCCAUCAUCACAAGUUUCUGCAAAGGCCGGACUUUGUACUCUGUCGUGAGGGACACCAAGAACAAUCUGGAUAUUAACAAGACCAGGCAAAUCGCUCAAGAGAUUGUAAAGGGCAUGGGCUACCUUCACGCCAAAGGCAUUGUUCACAAGGAUCUGAAAUCUAAGAAUGUCUUUCACGACACCAACAAGGUGGUGAUCACAGACUUUGGCCUUUUCGGGAUCUCUGGAGUGGUCCAAGAAGGACGGCGUGAGAAUGAGCUGAAGUUGCCACACGGGUGGAUCUGUUACUUGGCCCCCGAGAUCGUCCGCAAGAUGAGCCCGGGCAACAACGAGGACAGACUGCCCUUCUCCAACGCUGCUGACGUCUACGCCUUUGGGACCAUAUGGUACGAGCUGCAGGCCCGAGACUGGCCCAUCACCAACCAGCCCGUGGAGGCUACCAUCUGGCAGGUGGGCAGUGGGGAGGGCAUCAAGAAGGUGCUGGCCGAGACCAGCCUGGGCAAGGAGGUCACGGAGAUCCUGUGCACGUGCUGGGCGUACGACCUGCGGGAGCGGCCCACCUUCGCCCAGCUGGCGGACAUGCUGGAGAAGCUGCCCAAGCUCAACAGGAGGCUCUCCCACCCCGGACACUUCUGGAAGUCCGCUGAGUUGUAGCUGUUGAUACGAAAUCUUAAGCAAUGCAAAACAACUAAAGCCUGGGUCUGCCUUGCAUGCAUCCUGAAAUCCUUAACUUUCGGAUUAAAAGACUAAAUAAAUGAAUAAACUAAAGCAAAGCCAAGCGUUGACUCUGCCUGAUACAGAUUCUGCUUCCACUAAUCCAAGACUGAUCUUCCUCCUCCUCCUCCUCCUCCUCCUCCUCGUCUUUUCCGUCGGUAUUCCUCUGUGGGCGGGAGCGGAGAAUCUCUCACAGGAAGGGGAGGAGCUUAACGGACUGCACAUUUCCUGCUUCUGACCCAUCUAAAACUCUUGCCUUUAUGUGUUUUUGUUUCCCUUUCUGUUUAUUUUCUUUCUUGGAAGAAAUGAGUCUGUGGUUCUCCUCUCUGGCUUGUGGUGUGCUUAGUGAAAUGGACGUGUGUGAUAUUGGUGUGAUGGCAACUCAAUCCCCCACCCCACACACACACACACACACACCCUCACACCCUCACCCACGCUGCUGUGACGUGUUUCUUGCUGACAAAACUGGGGACUGGUGUUGGACUUUCAUUAAAAAAUAAAUAAAAAAAGAAAAAAAUAAACACAGCCAGUCACCAUGGUACUGCCGGACCCGCCAGUGACUGUCCACCAAUGGAUUUUCCAGUGGUGCAUCUGUGGUGUCUCUUGUCUAUGCCUGAAGCGGCAUAUCCAAUCACUCUCUCUCUUCCUCUAUCCCUCUCUCUUUCUAUCCCUUUAUUGGGACAGAAAGCUCUGUUCCUUCUCCUCCCAUGUUUUGUAUAUCAGGUGCCAGAGCUUCAGAACCUGGGCGCUUCAAUUUACAGAUGAAAAGACAGCUCUCUCAUGUCUGUUUGUUUAUUUGUUUGUUUUGUUGCUGUUGUUGUUGUUGUUGUUGUGGUGGUGGCGUCCCAUGUACUGUGUGUUUCACCAGUGUUUGCGUGGACUCACAGUGGACAGUGAACCAUAGGAACAGCUGCACUAGCUUUCAAUGGAGGCCAACGUGAGACAAUUAAGUCCUGACAGUGGACUACAGUGACGGAAACCAUGGAAACCAUAUCACAGAUGGACACACAGAAUGUCAAUGCGCUGUCGCUCUCCUGCAAUUUCAUAUGGCCCACUAACAAGUGUGACGCUGAGGAUGCGAACCAACCAACUAAUAAACAAGCUAACAAACAAACAAGCCAAAGGGAGAAGCAUAAGUCUUCUCGAAUCUUUGAGUGAUUUUAGACUUAACACUAUGUAGUUUAUGCGUUCCGAGUAGAGUUCCUUUGCACCACUGGGGGAAAAAAGAGAACUGCAGCAGCAAUCUAGCAUGUUAGUGUCUCCUUAUUAGUUUUGAUAAACAUUACCUCUGGUGUGCGCCUGUAUGUCUGUGUUUUGUGUUCUCAUUUGCCGGUGUGCAUGUACUGUAAUGUGUGUGUGUGUGUGUGUAUGUGUGUGUGUGAGUGUGGGUGAGUGAGUGAGUGAGUAUAUUGUGUCUGAAAAUGUAGGUGUUAUUUCUGUGAACGACUGAAGUCAUUCUGGUAUGAAAAAACAUAGGUGACGUGUAAUAUACACACAUAAAUAACUACUCACUGUACAGCUAAUACACAUGCUGUAAUUAUUGUAAUAUUUGUACAUUUUAUAUAUAUUGUACAUCAUAACAUUUUUGAAUAGGUACGGCUCCCCUGUUCCAAAUGUACAUAAAUCUUUAUAUUUUUUCAUGUAUAAAAUGCUGUAAGAAAUAAAUUGUACAUUUUUUAGAAUGGGUCAAUACAUGUUAUGUCAUGUAAAAUUCAUAUUUUUGUAUUGCAUGUGGCUGCCAUUCUGUACACACGUUCUGUUUUCAUCUUUGAGAGAUAAUAAACAAUGCUUGUCAUGUGA
Molecule: messenger RNA, 5064 nt
Organism: Alosa sapidissima (American shad)
Lineage: Eukaryota; Metazoa; Chordata; Actinopteri; Clupeiformes; Clupeidae
Gene: ksr1a
Product: kinase suppressor of ras 1a
Exons: 20
Coding region: 247-3204 (985 amino acids)
Biological process (GO): protein phosphorylation
Molecular function (GO): protein kinase activity; ATP binding
Source: RefSeq, a predicted model, not a curated record